AUGACCGAAGCCAACGUUCACAUGUGGGUUGCCUUCCUCACUCAGACUACAGCAGGGGUGCUGGGGAACUCCAGUCUCUUUUGUUUUUACAACUACACCCUCCUCACUGGACAGAAGAUGAGGCUCACAGACUUCAUCCUCAGCCAUCUGGUCUUUGCCAACAACUUGGUUAUUUUAUCCUCUGGGAUCCCUCAGACAAUGGCAGGAUUUGGAUGGAAGUACUUCCUGGAUGAUGGUGGAUGUAAAGUUCUUUUGUAUUUCCACAGAGUAUCCAGAGGGGUUUGUCUUAAUGCUACCUGCCUUCUGAGUGGCUUCCAGGUCUCAAAGCUUUGCACUAGAAAUGCUUGGUGGAAGAUCACCUCUAGAUUCCCCAAGGGCUGUGGAUUCUGUGGUUGCCUUUUCUGGAUCCUGCAGCUCCUGGUCAAUGUUUAUGUGCCUUUGAGAGUGAUUGGCCCAAGACACAAACAAAAUGUUACUCUGCACAUGCGUUAUAGAUACUGCUCCACAGAAGCAGCCCCUACAAAACCAUUUGUACGUUUGUCACAGAUGAUCUUACUUACUUCCAUUGAUGUUAUGUGCUUGGUUUUCAUGACUUGGGCCAGUGCUUCCAUGGUUCUUGUCCUGCACAGACACAAGCAGAGGGUCCAUCACAUUCACAGCCACAUUGCCUCCCGAAGACCAGAUCAUGAGGCCAGGGCCACGGGGACCAUCCUUACCUUGGUGUGCAUGUUCGUCUCCUUCUACUGCCUCUCUGCCAUUUUCACUCUUUAUGUUGGUGUAAAUACAAAACCAGACCUGUGGCUGGUGGACACGACUGUGUUCCUGGGUGCAUGUUUCUCAUUUCUGAGUCCCUUUGUGCUCAUCAGCAGUGACACUCGCAUCACUCAGGUGUUUCAUUCCUACACUGAAUAA
Messenger RNA from Dipodomys ordii (Ord's kangaroo rat), 912 nucleotides. Its product is annotated as vomeronasal type-1 receptor 1-like. Gene Ontology annotation, biological process: G protein-coupled receptor signaling pathway. Lineage: Eukaryota; Metazoa; Chordata; Mammalia; Rodentia; Heteromyidae. Gene Ontology annotation, cellular component: membrane. The record is from RefSeq and is a predicted model, not a curated record. Gene Ontology annotation, molecular function: pheromone receptor activity. Bases 1 to 912 code for a protein of 303 amino acids. The transcript has a single exon.